CCUGUCUUCUCGCCAGAACAGCUUGAGGCUGCUCGGCUUGCUCGGCUUGCAUCACUCGAACCAUUUGUCGCCAAGCUCCCGGCUAAAUGGAUUCCGUACGCUGAGCUAAUGCGCUUGGAAAAGCCGGUCGGCACAUGGUUACUCUACUCGCCGUGCACCUGGGGGAUCACCAUGGCGGCGUUCCAGCUUUCCGCGCCAUUAGCGUCGACAUUGUGGAUGUUGGCAGUUUUUGGUGUGGGCGCAGUCGUAAUGAGAGGCGCUGGGUGCACCAUCAAUGACAUUUUGGACCGCGACUUGGAUAACAAGGUGGAAAGGACUGUGGAGAGACCAAUUGCCUCCGGUAGAGUGUCUGUGCCGCAGGCCGUAGCGUUCUUGGGGGCCCAACUCGCCGUGGGGUUGCUCGUGCUCUUGCAGUUGCCCCUCGACUGUUUUUUUCUAGGAGCCGCUUCUUUGGUGCUUGUGGGAACGUAUCCGUUGUUCAAGCGAUUCACCUACUACCCGCAGGCCGCGUUAUCCGCGUGUUUCAACUGGGGUUCCUUGUUGGGCUUUCCAGCAAUGGGACUCUGGGACUGGUCUGUUAUGAUUCCGCUUUACAUCUCUAGUUACGCUUGGUGCAUGACCUAUGAUACCAUCUAUGCUCACCAGGACAAGGCGUUUGACGUCAAGGCAGGCAUCAAAUCCACGGCUUUGGCCUGGGGUGACAGCUCUAAGAAAAUCUUUACCGGUUUGACUGUCAUACAGAUGUCGUCCUUUGCGGUUGCUGGGGCCAUGAACGGUAUGGGCCCUGGAUUCUUGGUCGGGGGCUUGAUCGGUGGUUACAGAGUGUUUAACAUGAUCAGACGAGUGGACUUAGACAAUGUCGCUGAUUGCGGUCGGUGGUUCAGAUCAAACAUCAAUACCGGCCAUGUUUUCUUCGCCGGCAUGUUUGUUGAUUACAUUUUGAGAUUGCUAGGAUUUAUCUAA
Molecule: messenger RNA, 963 nt
Organism: Babjeviella inositovora NRRL Y-12698
Lineage: Eukaryota; Fungi; Ascomycota; Pichiomycetes; Serinales
Product: 4-hydroxybenzoate octaprenyltransferase
Exons: 1
Biological process (GO): ubiquinone biosynthetic process
Cellular component (GO): mitochondrial inner membrane
Molecular function (GO): 4-hydroxybenzoate polyprenyltransferase activity
Source: RefSeq, a predicted model, not a curated record